AUUGCAAUGGAGACUUCACAGAGGACAAGAUCAGUUAGGCCAACGUUUCCUCCAGUUUUCUUCAAAAGCUACAACAUAUCCGGACAAGGUGGAGAUGGAUUUAAUCGAUGGGUUUUACUGUGCUUGGGACUCUUGAAUGCUGUGCUGCUGAUAGUCGCUGUUGUUUUUGCGAUUAAGUGUGCCAAAGUCAAAGAGGACUCCUUGCACAUUUCCAACCCAGCUGUAACACAGCUCUUCAAUGAGCUUGACUAUCUCCGAGGCAACCACAGCGAUGUGAUCGAAGCUGAAGAGGAGGCCAAGAAGGCGUUAGAGAGCGCGAUCAACAACCACAAAGAAGUAAAGGUGAAAAUUGAGCAGCUGAAGACCGUCAAUGAUGGUUAUGAGAAACAGAUGCAAGCACUGCAAGUGGAGAAGACAAACCUAAAGUCCAACAUAUCAGUUUUAGAGAACUCUUGUGAUAAAUGCGCUCCUGGAUGGGCUCUUUUCAACUCGUCCUGCUAUUUCUUCUCUUCCACCGAGUCCUCUGCUGUCAAAAGGAACUGGCAUGAGAGCAGAGUGGACUGUGUUAGUCGUGGCUCUGACCUUGUUGUGAUUGAUAACCAACAGGAGCAGGCAUUCGUGAGUAACACCAUCAAACUUCUAAAAAACAAUCCUCAUCAGUGGGUGAAUGGAUUCUGGGUUGGUCUUACUGACAUAGCGACAGUGGGGACAUGGGUGUGGCUUAAUAAUGUCACAGAGGUGGAACAAAGGUACUGGAUGGAUGGAGAACCAAAUGUUGAGGAGGAAAAUUGUGUGAUUAUCAUUUACUCCUCCUCUAAUCCCUGGAAGACCCGCUAUGAUGGAAACUGCAAUGGGCAUAACUUAGACUGGAUAUGUGAAGUACCAUCAAGAUAGUCACUCCAGAAACCUGGAAUGAUUCAUAUGUUUUAUGUUUGGGGCAUUUUUAAACUUGUAUCAUUCAAACUGUAUUAAAGUCAAUGAAAAGUGUAUUACAGUGCAGUAAACAAUAUUAAAAUGUUUUGGAAAUUUCUAUAUCUUA
This is a messenger RNA of Pundamilia nyererei, 1039 nucleotides long. RefSeq names its product C-type lectin domain family 4 member M-like. Lineage: Eukaryota; Metazoa; Chordata; Actinopteri; Cichliformes; Cichlidae. The transcript has 6 exons. The record is from RefSeq and is a predicted model, not a curated record. The coding region runs from base 7 to 894 and encodes 295 amino acids.